Messenger RNA from Macadamia integrifolia, 1881 nucleotides. Its product is annotated as increased DNA methylation 1-like. The record is from RefSeq and is a predicted model, not a curated record. The transcript has a single exon. Gene Ontology annotation, molecular function: acyltransferase activity, transferring groups other than amino-acyl groups; transcription corepressor activity. NCBI's taxonomy places the organism in Eukaryota, Viridiplantae, Streptophyta, Magnoliopsida, Proteales, Proteaceae. Gene Ontology annotation, biological process: negative regulation of DNA-templated transcription. The coding region runs from base 1 to 1881 and encodes 626 amino acids.
AUGCCUCCAUUAUUCUGUGGAGAUCAUCACGUCGAACCCGAGUUCUGUCCCCAAGCUUUAAUGGAAUGGCACCAAGUUGAUACUAAGAAGAUGGCGACCAAUACCAAGAAAAGCUUCACUUUGCAGGCAAAGAAGCACCUUUCUUAUCUGGGUUGGAUUUUCAAGUACGUAAACAGACAAAAUAGGCCCCCUGAAUUGCGUUAUAUUUCUCCAGAAGGUAAAAUCUUCAAUUCUCUUAGAUUAGCCUGUGAACAUUGUAUGGAGACACAGGAAUUUGGAAGAUCUUCCACAAAAGAAUACAUGAUCAAUGAAGAACCAGCUUCUAAUGGUUUAAAGCAUGGUCAAAAGCGAAAAUCCCAAUGUGAUGAUCAGAGUCCCAGAAUUGUUCCGGAGAUGCAGAAGAAACGCGGUCGAAAGCCCUUGUUUCAAUGUGAUUAUCAGAGUCCCAGAACUGUUCCUGAGAUGCAGAGGAAAGGGAAGUGCUUGUUAAAAGCUGCAACCAACAAAGAAAUUGCUCCUCAAAAACAGGGCAAAUCAGGAGUUAUAACCAAGGAAGAAGAGAAUUGCAGAACCUGUAAAUCCCAUCAAGCCACCAAUAUUUCUCAACUGAUAGAGCGCAAGAUCGUUCCGGAGAACGCAGAAGUACAUUACAUUGAUGCUGAUGCUCCAAUGAAAAGGGGGAGUAUAACCAGUGAUGGCAAUAUUUGCUGCAAUUGUUGCGACAAGAAAUUUGAUCUCAGGAGCUUUGAAGCUCAUGCAGGUACCUCUUUUCGUCGUCCCGCUCUCUGUAUCUUCUUGGAAGAAGAUGGAAGAUCAUUGUUGAAUUUCAACAAUGAAGAUUCUCUCAAUAAUGAUGGCAACAAGAGUGAUGAUUUAUGCUCUAUCUGCCAUGAAGGUGGUGAUAUGUUACUAUGUGAUCAAUGCCCCUCUGUUUUCCAUACUAACUGUCUUGGUUUGGAAGAAAUUCCCAAUGGAAAAUGGUUCUGCCCAUCCUGUAGAUGUGGUAUAUGUGGGUUGGGUGAGUUCAAUAAGAACAAGGAUGAAUUCACAGAGAAUACUACUUCAGUUUGCAAUCAGUGUGAGCAUGAAUUCCAUGUAGGGUGCUUACGAAGAAAAGGAUUCACAAAGUUGAAAGCUCGUUCUGGAGGCAAUUGGUUCUGCAGUAACAAUUGUGAGAAGAUAUUUCUGGGUCUUAAAAAAAUGCUAGGGAAAUCAUUUCGUAUUGAUGAUACCUUAUCUUGGAGUAUUUUAAGGCACAAUAGCCAUCAAUUGAAUACUGAAACUAUGAUGGAGUUUCAUGCCAAGCUUAAUGUUGCUCUUGGAAUAAUGCAUGGAAGCUUUAAGCCAAUUCAUGAACCUUACACAAAUAGUGAUCUCAUUGAAGAUGUUAUUUUCAGUAAAGGUUCAGAGCUGAAUCGACUGAACUUUCAAGGUUUUUAUACAGUUCUAUUGGAGAGGGGGGAUGAUGUGAUUUGUGUGGCUACUCUUAGAAUCCAUGGUGAUAAGGUUGCAGAAAUUCCCUUAAUUGCUACUCACCCACGGCAUCGUCGACAAGGGAUGUGUCGUAGAUUAAUGGAUGCAAUUGAAAAAAAGCUUGUUGAUUUAGGAGUGAAGAGGUUGAUUUUGCCUGCUGCUGGAGAAGUGUUAAACACAUGGAUAGAUCACUUUAGGUUCUCCAAGAUGAUUUAUUCUGAGAGAAUGAAGUUUUUGAACUAUACUUUUCUAUAUUUUCAGAGGGCUACUAUGUGUCAGAAACUAUUAACAGGAAAAUUUGCAAAGAGCGAAAGUGAUGAUGAGAGCAUUGAUCUUGAUGGGAACAGUACAGAUUCAGAAGUCAUUCAAGAAAGGGAUCAAGCAAGGCGACUUGGUGCAGCUAUGUAA